AUGAAAAGAGACAAUGUAGUUCUUGUGUUAUAUUGUUUACUGCUAGUCUCGACAGGUUUUGAAGUCCAUGCGCAAGAUUAUGACUAUAGUUUUACAGCUGAGUGUUUGAAAAAUCCUCUUAAACCUCAAUAUAAUGGAGGGAUAGUGAUAAAUCCAGAAUUUAAUGAUGGAUUAAAUGGAUGGAGCCUUCUGGGAGUUGCUAAAGUUGAGAACAAUGUCUCAAGUGAUGGAAAUAAAUUCAUCGUUGCCUCGGAAAGGAAAGGACCAUAUCAUGGUCUUUCACAAGAGUUUCAAUUGGACAAAGAUAAAUUUUACGUAAUUUCUGGUUGGAUACAAGUGAGCCAUGGUGAUGCCAAUGUAGCAGUCAUAUUCAAGACACAAAGUGGUUUUCAACAUAGUGCCUGGGCGAUUGCUAAAUCUGGUUGUUGGUCCAUGUUUAAGGGUGGUUUAGUUGUCAAUACUUCUGGUCCUGCCCAACUCUAUUUUGAGACCAAUAAUACAGAAGUUGACAUAUGGAUAGACAAUAUUUCGGUACAACCAUUUAGCCAAGAAGAGUGGACGUCCCAUCAAAAUCAAACCAUUGAGAAGGUACGCAAAAGCAAAGUGGCAAUCCAAGUGGUUGACUCGCAAGGCAAGCCUUUACCUAAUGCGACAAUCUCUUUGUUUCAAGGAAGAGCCAACUUUCCAUUUGGUGUUGCAAUCAACAAAAACAUCCUUAAUAACAAUGCUUAUCAAAAUUGGUUCUUCUCAAGAUUCAAAUUCACUGUAUUUGAAGAUGAAAUGAAAUGGUACAGUACUGAAAAAUCUCAAGGCAAAGUAGACUACUCAACUUCUGAUGCAAUGGUCAAUUUAUGCAAGAGUAAAGGUGUCAGUAUUCGAGGCCAUAAUAUACUUUGGGAUGACCCAAAAUUUCAGCCAAAUUGGGUCCCUUCACUAUCUCCACAACAACUCUCUGUUGCUGCUGGAAAAAGAGUUGGUUCAAUCGUCGCGAAAUAUAGAGGUCAAGUUAUUCAUUGGGAUGUUGUGAAUGAAAACCUUCACUUCAAUUUCUUUGAGAGUAAGCUUGGUGCAAGUGCAUCUGCUACCUUUUAUCGUUUGGCUGCACAAUUUGAUAAUAAUACACCUCUGUUCUUGAAUGAUUAUAAUACGAUAGAAGAUCAACGCGACGGUGCCUCAUCACCAGCCAAUUAUCUUAAUAAGAUUAAACAAAUAAGAACAGGAGGGUAUAGGGGUCCUCUUGGAAUUGGAUUGGAAGGACAUUUUGUUACUCCUAGCCAGCCUUAUAUUAGGUCCGCACUUGAUACACUUGCUUCUGCAAAAUUGCCCAUAUGGAUCACUGAAUUGGAUGUCCAAAGCAACCCAAAUCAGGCACAAUUCUUGGACCAAAUUAUAAAGGAGGUAGUUGGACACCCAGGUGUUCAAGGGUUACUAAUUUGGUCUGCAUGGUCACCAAAUGGAUGUUACAGAAUGUGUUUGACUGAUAACAAUUUCAAAAAUCUACCAACUGGAGAUGUUGUGGACAAAGCUCGAGCGACCUUAUCACACGAGGAUUUGAUUGGGACUACAAAUGCGGAGGGUUACUUCGAGACUUCACUUUUCCAUGGAGAUUACAAAGCCAUUGUCACUCAUCCUUCAAUGAUCAUUUCGUCCUUUCACCACAAUUUGACAGUGAUACCUACUACAUCUGAAAGUACCAGUGAAAGAUUAUUAAGUUACAAAUUCAUUGCUGCAUGA
Molecule: messenger RNA, 1734 nt
Organism: Solanum dulcamara
Lineage: Eukaryota; Viridiplantae; Streptophyta; Magnoliopsida; Solanales; Solanaceae
Product: endo-1,4-beta-xylanase 5-like
Exons: 7
Coding region: 1-1734 (577 amino acids)
Biological process (GO): carbohydrate metabolic process
Molecular function (GO): hydrolase activity, hydrolyzing O-glycosyl compounds
Source: RefSeq, a predicted model, not a curated record